ACGGUCACUCUACACAGCCGCAACAAAAUAAAGAAGGAAAAAAGGCAAAUUGGGUGGAAAACUGGAUUUCGUCGGGCGGAAAAUUGUACUUUCGAGUUUACCAAGCAGCCAAUUAAGUGCAAACUAUGAAAUUCCACGAAAAACAGUAAAAGCCCGUCUGUAGCAAGGAUUUGAGCAGGAAACUUCUCGCUGGGCGUGUGUGUGUGCAGUGCGUGUGCCAGUGUGCGCGAAGAAGGAGGUGGAGAAGACGGAGGAGACGAGAGUUUUCGCAGGGAAAUUACGCCAACUUUGUGGGAGUUCAAGUCGAGUUAGUUCGGCGCGCGCGUGUGUGUGUGUGCGUGUGUGCAACACCCCCCAAGCCCACUCACACAAAGCCAGCCAGCCGCCGUUUGUUUUGUGCUCACAUUCGCGUGCCGCCUUUGUUUGGCUUUCCUUUGGCCAGUGAUUCUCCGUCUUGUUUUCGCCCGCCGCCGGCUUCGAUUACGCCUGCUCCAGCCACCGUACGACACCCACUCCGCUCUCCGCCGCUCCCGAUCCCCAUUCCGGAUCCGGAUCCAGCAACAACGCCGCCGUGGAUGCCCAUGCUCGCACUCUGGGCUCGCUCGCCCAGGACUUUGGCAUGGGCGGCGGCUCGGGGGCGUGUCCGCCCGCCCACAUGUACGGCGCCGUAGCCCCGCAGGACAUAAUUGUCCGGGACAUGGUGCAAAUGCCGCCGCCGCCCUCGAACGCCCCCACAUCGGCGGACGCCUGCCUGAGCAUCGUCCACUCGCUGAUGUGCCAUCGGCAGGGCGGCGAAAGCGAGGGAUUUGCCAAGCGAGCCAUCGAGUCGCUGGUCAAAAAGCUCAAGGAGAAGCGCGACGAACUGGACUCCUUGAUCACGGCCAUCACCACGAACGGAGCCCAUCCCAGCAAGUGCGUGACCAUACAGCGCACCCUCGAUGGUCGCUUGCAGGUUGCUGGACGCAAGGGCUUUCCGCACGUCAUAUACGCUCGGAUUUGGCGCUGGCCUGACCUGCACAAGAACGAGCUGAAGCACGUCAAGUACUGCGCCUUCGCCUUCGAUCUCAAGUGCGACUCGGUGUGCGUGAAUCCCUACCACUACGAGCGCGUCGUCUCUCCGGGCAUCGAUCUGUCCGGCCUGAGCCUGCAGUCGGGCCCCAGUCGCCUGGUGAAGGACGAAUACUCAGCGGGUCCGCUGGUGGGCAGCAUGGACAUCGAUGGCAACGACAUCGGCACCAUACAGCACCAUCCCACGCAAAUGGUGGGGCCCGGCGGCUACGGAUAUCCACAGGGUCCCUCUGAAUAUGUUGGCGAUGCCAAUCCCAUGAGUGCAAUGUUUCCCACCGGGCGCACAAUACCAAAAAUCGAGCCCCAGGACGGAGUUGCUGGCUCGCGUGGCUCUUGGAUGGUGCCGCCUCCCCCCCGGCUGGGUCAGCCCCCGCAGCAACAACAGCAGCAGCCGCAGCAGCAAACCCCGCAACCUACACAGCAGCAGCAGGCACAAUCGCAGGCAGCUGCUCACUCACUCCCUGUACCACACGGUAUGCCGGGCAUGCCUGGUCCAAUGAAUCCCGGUCCCGUGAUGGCACCCCCACCCCCGCCGCAGCAGGCUCAGAAUCCCCAGGGCAAUGGGGUGCACCAUACCCAGGCCAAUUCGCCCACAGAUCCCGCCUCCGCACUGGCCAUGCAACAGCAGCAGCAGCAACAACAGCAACAACAGCAGCAGCAGCAACAGCAGCAAUCAGGCGGUGUGCCCAAUGGAGCAGUUAAUGCCGGCGGUGGAGCAGCAGCUGGAGGGCAGUACUAUGGACAGCCACCUCCUGUUAGUCAGAUGCAAGGUGCCGGUGGCGGUGGCACCUCGGUGGCCCCGUCCGUCCACGCCCAGCAAAACGGCUACGUGUCGCAGCCAGGAUCCGCGGGCAGUGCUCCCGUUGGAGGUGGUGGCGUCUUUGGCACAGCCCAACCCACCCCACAGCAGCCGCAGCAGCCACCGACCGGUGUGCAGGCCAAUACUGGGUCUGCUGGGGCUCAAGCUGGCGGAGGAGGCGGUGCGGCUGGCACCUGGACAGGACCCAACACCCUCACCUACACGCAGUCUAUGCAACCACCAGAUCCGCGCUCUCUACCAGGGGGUUUCUGGAACUCGUCGCUUUCGAGUGACCUCGGCUCCCCGCAACAGACGCCUCCGCAGCAGCAACAACAACAGCAGCAACCACGCCUCCUGUCUCGCCAACCGCCUCCGGAAUACUGGUGCUCCAUCGCGUACUUCGAGCUGGACACGCAGGUGGGCGAGACCUUCAAGGUGCCGUCAGCGAAACCGAACGUAAUCAUCGACGGCUAUGUGGAUCCCUCUGGAGGCAAUCGGUUCUGUCUCGGCGCCUUGAGCAAUGUUCAUCGCACUGAACAAUCGGAGCGUGCCAGGCUGCACAUCGGCAAGGGCGUGCAAUUGGAUCUGCGCGGGGAGGGCGACGUCUGGCUGCGCUGUCUUAGUGACAACUCAGUUUUCGUACAAAGCUAUUAUCUGGAUCGCGAGGCAGGACGCACACCUGGCGAUGCUGUGCACAAGAUUUAUCCGGCCGCGUGCAUAAAGGUGUUUGAUCUGCGCCAGUGUCACCAGCAAAUGCACUCGUUGGCGACCAAUGCACAGGCAGCGGCUGCAGCUCAGGCGGCAGCCGUGGCCGGAGUGGCCAAUCAGCAAAUGGGCGGCGGCGGAAGGAGCAUGACCGCUGCGGCUGGAAUUGGCGUGGACGAUCUGCGCCGGCUAUGCAUCCUGCGCCUGAGCUUCGUCAAGGGCUGGGGACCUGACUACCCACGCCAGUCCAUCAAGGAAACGCCCUGCUGGAUCGAGGUGCAUCUGCAUCGCGCCCUGCAGCUGCUGGACGAAGUGCUGCACGCCAUGCCCAUCGAUGGCCCGCGUGCCGCCGCCUAAUCCGUAUUUAUUAUUGGCCCACAUCUAUGCUAAGGACUCAGUUUUAGCGGCAGCUAUCCGGCAGCUAUUGCGGAUUUUGUGUUUUUUAUUUGCAAUUCUGAUUACGAUUAUGUUUGCCUUUGAUUAUUUGAUAAUAAUUUUUAUAAAAAAUUGAAACCACUUAGAAGUCUUAAGUAUGCAGCUGUAAAGCACUAAGCAUCUAGUUUUAUGUACUAUACUUAAAUAUACGCCCACACAACACCGGAGAUACUGAACAAGCGGCCAAUGUUUGUUGUCCAUUUCCUGCCACGCAAAUUACAAAUUACGAAUUACAAAAAAACAAGCAUACACAGCAUUACAAUCAUCCAAGCCACAGGGCAAAACAAAAAGAGACAUCGACGCACCCAUAAAUACAUUCAUUUGAUGUAAAAUGCAGCAUAAAUAAGGCAAGCGAAACAAGUAGAUGUAACAUAAGUGUAAUAAACAGACCGUGAAAUUACGAUUCUAAAA
Drosophila mauritiana is the source of this 3418-nucleotide messenger RNA. RefSeq names its product mothers against decapentaplegic homolog 4 (gene Med). Gene Ontology annotation, cellular component: heteromeric SMAD protein complex. NCBI's taxonomy places the organism in Eukaryota, Metazoa, Arthropoda, Insecta, Diptera, Drosophilidae. The record is from RefSeq and is a predicted model, not a curated record. Gene Ontology annotation, molecular function: DNA-binding transcription factor activity, RNA polymerase II-specific; RNA polymerase II cis-regulatory region sequence-specific DNA binding; I-SMAD binding. Bases 620 to 2929 code for a protein of 769 amino acids. Gene Ontology annotation, biological process: regulation of transcription by RNA polymerase II; transforming growth factor beta receptor signaling pathway; BMP signaling pathway. The transcript is spliced from 9 exons.